CACACACACACACACACACACACUUUUCCUCCCAUAAUGCAAACUAUCCUCGGACAGUAAUCUGGACUUCUAGGUGGGAGGAAAUCAUGGAAGCGUGGUUUCUGUCGGUGGUGGUGCUGCUGGGUCUGCCGCGGCCCCUCGGGGCAGGGACCCCCGCUCACAACAGCACGUAUUCGGCAACCGACGGGUAUCCGUACUCCGAGGCCACGGCUGAGUUCAGAUCAACAGAAAACGGCGCAUCUUCAUCUUCAUCGUCAUCCUCCAGCGAGAGUUUGUCCCCAUCCCAGAGGAACGUGCUGCUCACGCGCACGGCUGAAACGCGCGCUGCUUCCUCCGACACUGAGCAGACACGAGUCCUCACAGAAACCAGCAGCAGGUCUCCGGAGGCCACAAAUCUGUCAACGGAGCCACUUAGCUUCUCUUUUAUAACGGGCACCGAGGCCGGCAGCAGAAGUAACUUGAAGGAGUUCACCAACACAAACCAGACGCCUGUCACCGCCCACACGGUGUCCCCACAGGACAUGUCUUUUCAGUCUACAGGAGAGGAAAACCUGCCACGGGACAGCCCACGUACCACCCUCCGAUUGGGGGACGCCACAGCUUUGAUGUCGCAGACGGCCGUCCUUGCCGACCGCACGUAUACGACCACCAUCAGCCGCGCUGGGGAGAGAACCCUGCUGUCUGUGACAUCGUCCUCCAACAACAACACCUCACCUGGCUUUACACAAGACUCCAGUUCACGCCAGCCUUCCUCUACCUGGGGGAUUCCUCCUCAGCCUGCAGACACAGAGGAUUAUACUCAAAGCGCUCCGUCAACAAGGACUAAUGGAGGGGAGCGGCACACAAAUGGCGCCUUUUCAGAGACGGGGACCCCAGUGGGGGUCACGGGAGCCCUGAAUUUAACCGCACAACCUAAUGUCACCGAAAAUCGACACACUCCAACAGGACAGGAGACCCCCGAGUCCACGCCCCCUCUCGGGGUGACCGAGCUCAGCACGGACCAAUCACAAGUCUCCGUUUCCGGCACUUCACUUGUCACGUCCGCUGCCGGAGGUCCUGUGAAUGUCUCCGGGACGGAUCAGGGUUCCGGCUGGAGUGUCGGAACAUCCACAGAGUCGACCACCGGAGCCCAAAGCUCCAUCACUCAGAGCCAGGAGGGCACAGAGGGGCUUUCAUCCCAAACCAGUGAGGGCGGCGUGGGGCUGACGGCGGCACCCACAGCUGUCAGCAGCAGCACCUCCAGAGUAAACGACUCUUCCACAGACACGCCUGAGUUCAGUACAGAGGUCUUCCUCACCACAGAACCAGUGAAUGUCACUGAGAGAACACAAACAACGGAGGAAAACACUUCCGAAGCUUCUGCCUUUACUACCACCACCACGGCCUCCACUCUGCGGCCCCUGCUUUCUACAUCUUUCACUAUUUUAAGUAGCAUCUCUAGUGGUUAUUCAUCAGAGGCCCCUACAGAGGCCACCCUUCCAUACGUGACCCCCACCUCCCCAGUUUCCACCCAGGCCACGCUGACUUCUGCAGCCCACCCCACUGACCGCCUGUCGCCCAGUCAGGGACCCUCGACGGGGCCGACCACGCCCACCGAAGCUGCCACCGUGCGGACCGAAACGAGUCCAAAACCCCAGAGAGUUACCACAGCUCCCAGUCAGUACCGGAGAACCACCUCCGCUCACAGCUCUCCUCCAGCUGGGAGCACAGAAGCUCUGCGGACCACCAGCACACAGUCAGAGCCCGUGGAAACAAUGCCACCUGCUGGUAUCCGAACCACAAAGGUGCCACGGAGAAACCCUUGCGUGUCGAACCCGUGCUUGAACGGAGGUGUGUGUGUGAGCUACGAAGGUCCUGAGUACACCUGUCGCUGUAAGGAGUCCUGGACCGGACCAAACUGUGACCAGGAUAUGGAUGAGUGUGAGAAGGACCCCUGCCCCGCCGGCUCCAGGUGCGUUAACACCAGAGGCUCCUUCAGCUGUGAGUGUCCGCUCGGGUUGGAUCUGGCGGAUGGACGCACGUGCACCAGAGCAAAAACCUUUCUGGGAAGCUUUAGUUUCGAAAAGCAAGAUUCUUCUAUAAAAAGCGCGGCCAUGCAUGAGAUCCAGAGAGAGAUCCUACAGCUGCUUAAUGUCUCCUUAUCAGUCCUUCAAGGGUACAGACGCUCAACUCUGAGCAAGGGAGAGCGGGGCGGGCUUCAUAUCCUGGCUGUCAACAUGUUUGCCAUCUCCGCUGAUGUGACGACGGCUGAAGUCUACGAAAGCGUCACGGUUGUUCUCGGAAAGUGUAACUCCUCACUGAGUCACUGCCGAAUGGCCCUCAUGCACCAGCUCUCUUACCACAUGGAGAGUUUGUGCGAGGCUCAGAGGACUCAGUGUGAUCCGGAGCGCUCCGUCUGCGCAGACAGCAGCGGCACUUCCUCCUGCCAGUGUCUGCAGGGGUAUUACAAACGCAGUCCAGACGAGAUGUCCUGCUUGGAAUGUGGAGACGGCUACAAGCUGGAAAACGGCACGUGUGUUCCGUGCAUGUUUGGAUUUGGAGGAUUCAACUGUGGAAACUUUUACAAACUGAUUGCAGUUGUAGUUUCACCUGCAGGGGGAGCUCUGCUCCUCAUCCUUAUCAUUGCUCUCAUUGUCACUUGCUGCAAAAAAGACAAAAAUGACCUCAACAAGAUCAUCUUUAAGAGCGGAGACAUGCAGAUGUCCCCGUAUGCAGACUUCCCUAAAAACAGCCGAAUAUCCAUGGAGUGGGGCAGGGAGACCAUAGAGAUGCAAGAAAACGGCAGCACAAAAAACCUGCUGCAGAUGACCGACAUUUACUAUUCUCCUGCUCUGCGUAACUCAGACCUGGAGAGAAACGGCCUGUAUCCGUUCCCGGGUCUGCCGGGAUCUCGGCACUCGUGCAUUUACCCCGCCCAGUGGAACCCCUCCUUUAUAAGUGACGACUCACGAAGAAGAGACUACUUCUAAGUGCCGCCCCRCGCUUCCAACACAAACCYAACCAAGCCCUGACWGUUCUGAUGGGUUUCUGUCCCCAUGAGGAGGAUGAAAUGUGAGCUGUGCUCUUUUAAUGACUUAUCUGUCUAAAAUCAGGGCUGCACACUAAAUACGCAAAUGUGUUUGUGUGUGUCUGCAUUUUUGCUAAAAUGUUUUUGCAAGUGAAAUYUAUUUCCUUGUGACCAUAUCAGUGUUUUGCAUGUUUUGAACCAUUUACUUAAAUGUAUGUACAUCUCAGACUGCUGCUGUAGUGUUUAAUGUAUUUUUGUUUGUUUUGUUUUAAAGCAGCAAAGGAUUCUCAGCUUCAGUGCAAAGAUAAACGAUCCAUUACAGUUUAGGUCAUGUCUCCCUUUCCUGUUGCCACUUAUUGCUGUCAGAUAAUACAGCUCUGCAUCAAUGACAAAAUGAACAUUUACGGGGGGAAAUGUGGGGAAGAAAAAAAAAAAGCACUAUAGCAGAAGCUUGUGAUGUGCACUGAAUGGACCAGAACAUGCAAAAACACACAUACUGCAGCUCCUGAAGUGCUAAGAUAUGAAAAUGUGUGCACCACUGCUGUAAUCGUUUUUGUUAAUUAUCUGAGGAUAAGUUAUUCAUGGAACAUGGUAAUAACAAACCACUGAAAGAUGUACAAAGUCUUUUUUUUUUUUGCUGACAGUGACUACAGAAGAACUUUGUAACCUGAUGCUAGCUGUUAUUUAUUCCAUGUUAUGUCCAAGCUGCCUACAUGUAGCAGAAUGGAUAUCACAUUUAUACACACUGACAGACUUUAAAGGGAUAAGCCUGUGGCUUUAAGCAUGAGUGAGUGUAUGUGUGUGUGUGGAUGAUGAAUGAGUGUGUGUGUGUGCAUAAGCAAUAAAAGAACUGAAUGUAAGUUGAUAUCAUAAUUAGCUGUUUCUGUUGUGAGUUGUGUUGUUUUUAUUUGUUAUGACGUGUUGUUUCUGGCGUUUUAGUCAGACGUGUUUAUUUAAAUAAAAAUACUGAACAGCC
Messenger RNA from Austrofundulus limnaeus, 3983 nucleotides. It is a transcript of the gene heg1, whose product is annotated as heart development protein with EGF-like domains 1. Lineage: Eukaryota; Metazoa; Chordata; Actinopteri; Cyprinodontiformes; Rivulidae. The transcript is spliced from 14 exons. The coding region runs from base 87 to 2969 and encodes 960 amino acids. Gene Ontology annotation, molecular function: calcium ion binding. The record is from RefSeq and is a predicted model, not a curated record. Gene Ontology annotation, biological process: heart development.